CAUUCGACAACCUGCCAAAAUGACUGCAAACUCAGACUUCGACAUCGUGUUGACAUAUCGUCGCAUUCUCAAUGACGACCCAGAGCUUACUAUGCCCGUCGCGGCUAUUGAAGCCCUCGUGGAAGCUAUCGCACAGAGCUCAGUAUCGACCGUCGCCGAAACCCUCGACCUUCUCGAACGCCAUACCGCCGCCCUGAAGGCCUCGAUCGCGAACCCUAUCUCGCUCUCUGCUGGCACCGAUCUGUUCCAACGUUACCUCAUCACCACUCUCAACCGCCCAGCAAGCCUGAACCUCGGCCCUGACGACGAUUUCCGUGCGAUACGCAACCACCUACUCUCCAACGGCAAGCUGUUCGUAGAGCGGGCCAAGCAGAGCCGAGAGAAGAUUGCCAGCUUUGGCAAGCACUUCAUUCGUGAUGGGGCCACCGUGCUUACAAACGGUGGAUCGCGUGUUGUGGGUGCACUGCUGAGAAGGGCAGCCGAGUCCAGCACUAUUCGCUUUAGAGUGGUCUAUGUAGUACCGUCGUCACGCUCGUCUGACGCAAAUGAGGGCGACCAAACUGUAUCCGAUUUGCGCGCACACAACGUCCCUGUUGCUACUAUUUCGAAUUCAGCAGUAGCAUACUCGCUGGGCAAGGUCGAUAUGGUUAUUGUGGGUGCAGAAGGCGUCGUCGAGAACGGAGGUAUCAUCUCACGCAUGGGAACAUACCAGAUGGGUCUGUUGGCCAAGAGCAAGGGCAAGCCAUUCUACGUGGUCGCCGAAAGCCAUAAGUUCGUCAGGCUGUACCCGCUGAGCCAGUUCGAUCUGCCGAUUGAGCAGAAGGUACUUGACUUCAAGGUCACGGAUGACCCAAAGACGAGCAAGUCCGAUGGCAAGGACGCAGUGGACGAGGGAAUCGCAGACAUGACCCUGAAGCACGCGUCGACAGGGUUGAACGCUCAGGACGCUGUUGACUUUACGCCUCCUGACCUGAUCUCUGGAAUCAUCACAGAGUCUGGCGUACUCACACCGUCCGCAGUCUCGGAAGAGUUGAUCAAGAUCUGGUUCUGAGCCCUCCCUGAGCACAGACUUCCUGACUUGCAUUGAUUUCUUACCCCUUCGCAUCCGUCAUGCCCGAUGCUGCUGAUAAGUACUCACAUGUCAUGUAGGCCGCUCAAUAAUGCAUUCCCGCGCCCGAGCACUCGGUGCCCGCACAGCAAGAAUCGCAGCAGCACCGAGGAGAAGAGUCAUGUUUGGGACGGCGAUGCGCUCGACCAGCCAUAGAGGUGGAGGCGCUGCCACGCAAACGACCGAGUGUAGAGGACGCGCUGAGCGAGUAGUAGGGCGCUACGGUGACGGCAGGUUACGUUUAUGGCUAUGAUGACGCAAGAUACCCAGC
Messenger RNA from Macroventuria anomochaeta, 1379 nucleotides. RefSeq names its product nagb/rpia/CoA transferase-like protein. NCBI's taxonomy places the organism in Eukaryota, Fungi, Ascomycota, Dothideomycetes, Pleosporales, Didymellaceae. Gene Ontology annotation, biological process: translational initiation. The transcript is spliced from 2 exons. The coding region runs from base 20 to 1051 and encodes 343 amino acids. Gene Ontology annotation, cellular component: eukaryotic translation initiation factor 2B complex. Gene Ontology annotation, molecular function: translation initiation factor activity; guanyl-nucleotide exchange factor activity. The record is from RefSeq and is a predicted model, not a curated record.